Messenger RNA from Suillus subalutaceus, 942 nucleotides. RefSeq lists its product as uncharacterized. NCBI's taxonomy places the organism in Eukaryota, Fungi, Basidiomycota, Agaricomycetes, Boletales, Suillaceae. The record is from RefSeq and is a predicted model, not a curated record. The transcript has 7 exons. Bases 1 to 942 code for a protein of 313 amino acids.
AUGGUCGAGUCUCUGGCGCAGAUGUAUAUCACUGGGAUCUGGCUCGAGGCGAUUUUAUAUGGUUGUAGCUGCGUCUUAUUCAGCAUUUGUCUUUUUACCCUUCUAGGCCACCACGGGGCAUCUCGAAACCUAAUUCUUUUCAAACAAAAGCACAACUAUGAUAUGAUGUCUAGAACGCUCCUGUUGUCGAGCGUUGUCCAAUUUUCAUUGGCUACAGCACAUAUUAUCAUAAGCUUGCUGGAGUUGAUGGCUGCUUUCGCGACUUCAGCCAGCGCUGCUGAUAACUACUUCGCUGACCCUGGUGGCAACGAACUGUUCGUCGGUGGCUUCUUUGUAUAUAUCGUGAAUACAUUCGCUCAAGAACUACUCCUAAUUUGGAGACUAUACGUGAUCUGGGGUCGCAACUUCAAGAUUUGUAUUAUGCCGGUACGCUAUAUUUGUCUUAUAGCAUCGAUCGCCGUUUCUGGCUUUAUACCCGCAACAGCAACGCCUCUCACCCGCAAUGUCCAUUCAUACGGACUCGCCGGAUGGGGUCUCGAGACUGGUGUCAAUUUUCUUGCAUCAGGCGGCAUAGCCUACCGUCUAUGGCACGCGGGACGCUGCACGGCUGUUCUCACAGGGCGACCCAACUAUAAGGCUAGCUUCUUCAUCAUUAUUGAAUGUGGGGCCCUUAUCACAACAUGUACCACGGUCAUGUUCGCCCUCUAUGCAGCAAACAAACCGGAGGGACUCGUUGGGGUCGGAGUAGCUACUCAAAUUGCGACUGCCUCGCCGUUACUAAUCAUCGCGCGGCUAGGAUUCACUAUGUCCAAGAGAAAGACAAUUCCGACAGCGACCACCCUUUCUGUCCUCCCGAAUCCCUUGCAACUGAAUGUUAACAGGGAAUUGGAUACAUACAAGGAUUACCCACGGAUGACAUUUCAGCUGGGAGAAGUGGAUUAA